This is a messenger RNA of Heterostelium album PN500, 273 nucleotides long. RefSeq lists its product as uncharacterized. The record is from RefSeq and is a predicted model, not a curated record. NCBI's taxonomy places the organism in Eukaryota, Evosea, Eumycetozoa, Acytosteliales, Acytosteliaceae. The coding region runs from base 1 to 273 and encodes 90 amino acids. The transcript is spliced from 3 exons.
AUGACUAUAUUGGAGAAUCUCAAUAAAAUAGGGCAUCCACUUGAAAGUAUGACUUCUUCAAGUGUAGGAUCAUCUUUUGGUUCUGAUUCAACCGAAUCUGUCAAUGGUACUGCUGAUUCUGAUUGGAGAGGUGGUGGCAAUUGGAGAGGUAGUGGCGGUGGUGGAAACUGGAGAGGUGGUGGUGGAAAUUGGAAUGGUGGUGGAGGUAAUUGGAGAGGUGGUGGCGGAGGUGGUCACUGGAGAGGUGGUGGCGGUGGUGGAAACUGGUGUUAG